Messenger RNA from Aspergillus vadensis CBS 113365, 354 nucleotides. RefSeq lists its product as uncharacterized. The transcript has a single exon. The annotation marks the transcript as partial. Gene Ontology annotation, biological process: regulation of mRNA processing; spliceosomal complex assembly. The record is from RefSeq and is a predicted model, not a curated record. NCBI's taxonomy places the organism in Eukaryota, Fungi, Ascomycota, Eurotiomycetes, Eurotiales, Aspergillaceae.
AAUUGGAUCAAGGGGGUGGAAGCCCUUGAAGAAUAUCAGCCUGGAGGUUACCACCCGGUUAUGAUUGGUGACAUGCUCCAUAACCGGUACCCCGUCGUAGAUAAACUAGGUCAUGGUGGUUACUCUACCGUCUGGCUUGCUCAAGAUACUGUCCUCAAGAGAUAUGUCGCACCGAAAGUCAACACAGCGAAUGCGCAACCACGCGAGGCAAAGGUACUUAGAACACUGUCCAAACUACCCACAUCCUUAUCACCUCCAGCCCACGGACGCAGCCUAGUGCCGAUGAUUUUCGACGAAUUCCAAGUACAAGGUCCAAACGGGAUACAUGCGUGCUAUACUACAGUUCCCAUCAAG